Molecule: messenger RNA, 1982 nt
Organism: Magallana angulata
Lineage: Eukaryota; Metazoa; Mollusca; Bivalvia; Ostreida; Ostreidae
Product: R3H domain-containing protein 4-like
Exons: 7
Coding region: 93-926 (277 amino acids)
Molecular function (GO): nucleic acid binding
Source: RefSeq, a predicted model, not a curated record
CCUUCGUGACGCAAUAGUUGGUUCCGUCGUCGAAACAGAUUGACAGUUUGUUUAUCAACAGAGGUGAAAUUUGCAUCUAAUUCUCGUUGAUAAUGGGGGUUACAAAGAAUAAAAGAAACCUGUUUUACUUUGGAAUCAUCGAGGACGAGCUUGAACAUCUGGAAGAUAAUCUGGAAAGUGAAGAUGAAGAGGUUGCAGAAAGGCAGAGGAAGCUUAGAAAAGGGAGAAGAGCUGGAUACCAUGGCUCAUCAAGCAGUAUAAACGCUAUGGGCAGGAAAAGAAUGGGAGCCAACAAAGCCCGACGUGUUGAAAACUUGAGACAUCUGUUGGCUUUGGCUGAAAAAGAGGACUCGAUUGACCUUGAUUUUGAUAUUUUUGAGCCAAGCAUGUCAGCAUUUGCAGAAUUGUUCAAUGAAAAAGAAAAAAUGCAGGUAUGGAAUGAAUUUGUGAACAGCUCAGAGGAAGAGCAGGAAAGAAUCAUCAGUGGAAGAUCUCUUCCAGACACCAUCCUGGAAGAAGAAGAGGAAGGAGAAGAAGAAGGCUUCCAGAUGGUCAAUAGAAUGGAGGGUGAUAAAACAGACAAAAGAAAAUAUCAUCCAUCUUAUUCUGCUGAGGAAUGCUUUCAAAGGAUUGACAAGAAAAUCAGAGUCCAUUUGAAGAAGAAACAUGUACCACUAGAAUUGCUGUCCAAACUUGAGGAGAAUGUGAUCGAGUUCUUCCAAGCCUGGCCUGACUCUGUGUAUGUCCAGUGCUUGAAUGGUGGAUUUGAGAGAAUGAUGAUGCAUGGAGUGUGUCAGUACCUUGAUCUUCAGUCAAAAAGUAUAGAAAACAAUGGGCAAAGGCAAACACAGGUAGAAAACUUUCAUCCUGUAUUCAUCCCACCCACAAUCUUACUGUCAUCUUACCUCCAGAGAUCAUUGUCAUGACAACCAGUCAACAGAAAAAAUUCCCUGUUCAUUGUGUUUUAGGUUAUUUGGUAUUCUUCUUGUGUUUUGUAUUGUUCUUUUGAAAGUACCGGUAUAUGGACAUUAUUUGAGCUUGAAAUUUUUGAAAUUUUAUUUUUCAAUUUUUAAUAUCUAGAAUAUUAACUGGGCAUUUCCAAUGCUUUACUAAUUUGUCAAAAAUUUAGGUGACAUGUGAAAUACAGAGUUUAGAAUUUGUUGUUAAUGUAUGUAAAUUGUUUACUUUAUCUUUGACAAAAUGACUUGUGACAACCAAGCUGAAUUGUUUCCCCUUGUUUAAGGAUAACUUUGAAAAUGGAAAAAACAAGAUUUAAAUAAUGAUUUCAUUAAUAUAACACAAGAACAAAACAAGGUUCAAACUUUUUUAUUUUGAACUUUGCAUUUUGGUUUGGACUCAACUAAGUCAAUUUUUUUCUGAAGCAUUAUAAAAUGUCAAAAUUAAUUCUAAAGGAAUAAGGCAUUCAAAUUGGAAGAUUAAAUUUGAAAAUUUGAGCUUUAAUUGAGUCUAUGUCCCAUUGAAAAACAUGUUAAAUUUGAAUUUUUAACAAUUUCAAUAUUUGCUUUAUUUAUGAGGAUAUUUUGAAUAUGCAUGUAUAUAUUUUUGGAGACCUUAAUGAAUGAAUUUAGGAUAUCUAAUUCCUGAUAUUAAAGUGUAAGUAGGUGUUUUGGUGCAAAUUGAUUAGUGCCUAUCUAUGCAACGUUAAUCUGCAAACUUUUUUUUAUAUUCUUUGCAUAAAAAAGAUAAUUAUUUAGCCACAUAAAAUUAUUGCGGUUUCAUUGCAUUUUAGCAAGAAUAUUAAAACUUGUAUGUCUUCUUGAAAUCUUCGUUUGAUAAAAUACAAUUAACAAAAUGCACAGUCAAUAAAUGAAUAGUUUAAUUAACAGGAUACAGUUAACAUUAAUUUUUUGUUAAAAAAUUAACAGAUCUUCAACUGGAUAAGAGCAACUAAGAAUGCAUGUAUUUUGCCAUGAAUAAAUUGAAAAUUUGCAAUACGUAAAAUUAUUAAAUUUUAAAUUUAA